AUGUCUCCUACUAUCGUCCUCAUCACCGGUGCCAACCGCGGUAUUGGAAGAGGUCUCUUGGAGCGUUACAUAGCCAAGCCAAACCACACUGUUAUUGCUGCAAACCGCGACCCUAAGCACUCGGCUUCGACGGAGCUGCUAGCUCUCCCGACAGCGGAGGGUACAACUGUGAAAGUGGUAAAGCUAGAUGUCACCUCUGAAACGGAUGGGGAGAAUGCAGCUCGAGAACUCAAAGAGUUGGGAAUUAAUCACGUCGAUAUCCUCAUCGCCAAUGCCGCAAUCGGUUACGUGUUUCCUAAGCUUGAAAUGGCACGGCUGGACGAUAUCAGGACACAUUUCGAGACAAAUGUGAUUGGAUUCGCCCGUACGUAUCAGGCUUUUUUCCCUUUCCUGCAGACGGCAAGGGACCGUCACCCUAAACUGGUGACAAUUGGCUCGAUUAGUAGGAACACGUAUCCGGCGCCAAAUUCUGCAUACGGUGCCACGAAGGUUGUGCAACAUUGGUAUACAAGGUCAAUUGCGCUCCAGGAACCGUGGCUUACAGCCUUUCCAAUUGAUCCAGGCUUUGUUCAGAGUGAUUUGGGCAACUUCGGCGCCAGUUUCAUUGGACUUGAAAAGGCGCCUACCACUAUCGAAGAUAGCACGCGGGCGGUUGUUGAGGUUAUAGAUGCGUCAACUAGAGAAACGCAUUCUGGGAGGCUAUGGAAGUGGACUGGAGAAGAGGAGCCGUGGUAA
Aspergillus versicolor CBS 583.65 is the source of this 735-nucleotide messenger RNA. RefSeq lists its product as uncharacterized. The coding region runs from base 1 to 735 and encodes 244 amino acids. The transcript is spliced from 3 exons. The record is from RefSeq and is a predicted model, not a curated record. Lineage: Eukaryota; Fungi; Ascomycota; Eurotiomycetes; Eurotiales; Aspergillaceae.